GAAAAAGAUGUUGAUUUGAGCCAAUUUCAAAACCAGAAUUCAAAUGCCGAAUUUACUGAGAGUGUKGAAUACGCAUUUUCGCAGAACUCUGAUGAUGAAGAUGAACGGGAAUCAGUAUCUGAGGUAAAAUCUUCAUCAGAUCGCUUCAGCUAUGUCCUAAGUGUAGUGGUUUUAUUAUUUUGGAUAACCCUUUAUGUUAUUGCUAUUAAAUUACAAUUUGGAACGGUCUAUUUAAUGAUCUCAGCGUUGAUGGGAAUUUAUUUAAACACGAGAUCUACCCCGAAGAUAACGAAUGAAAUUAGCGCUUAUAGUGUAUUUAACAAAAAUUGUAAAAGUAUAGAUGGAACGUUAAAAGCUGAGCAGUUUGAGCAAGAAAUUAGGURUGGCUCUCUUAGAAAAAAUUAACUGUACAGUGCUGUAAACGUAGCUCAGCUAUAAAUUUAUAAUUCGGACUACUAUUCUAAAUCUUUGUCCUACUAUUUGACAUAAUAAAAACAAAACUGAAAAAAAAAGUUCUCUUAACUUAUUUCUUACAAAAGGAUAAAUAAAUAUUUAGAUAGGGGAAAAUAAUACCAAAUUGGAGCACAAUUCCGAUUUUUUUGGCGCCGCGAUCUGAAGGUACCGUUGAAAAGAGGAAGUCCUCCAGAUUAAAAAAUAAGCAGGGUUAUAGCAACCACAAGCGCUUAGUUUAAGAGAUAUUCGACUUCGAACUUCAAAAAUCCCCAAAAUUCGAACAUUUCAACAAGCUAUUUCACCACAUUAAACACACUUUUCGCACAUUUUUUAAUUCAAAUUAAUUAAAAUAAACUAUACACAUUUAAAUACAUCCACAAUUUUCACGUUUUGCUGGUUUUUUUGAUAAGAAAUCUGUAUUUUAUUAAAAUUACUUUUUACACUCGUAGUGAGUAUCAUUUAUAUGCUAACAACUAUUAAGAAAUGGAGCGCUGCCAUAUGAUAAUAAGCAAAUAUGAGCAAUUCGCUGAAUUUCUCUAUUUCGAUAUAAUUCCUCUUUCUUUUAUUAGCAAUCUAGCAACUAAUAAAAACAUGUUUCCCUAUAUAUUAUUUUACAAAUUAAAAUAAGUAUAAACAAUCUUUCUGUGCAUAUGGAUUUUCCCUAUUUAAAUUAAAUUAUAAUAAUUAUAAUAAA
This is a messenger RNA of Bactrocera latifrons, 1147 nucleotides long. It is a transcript of the gene Saysd1, whose product is annotated as SAYSvFN domain-containing protein 1. NCBI's taxonomy places the organism in Eukaryota, Metazoa, Arthropoda, Insecta, Diptera, Tephritidae. The record is from RefSeq and is a predicted model, not a curated record.